AAACGGCAAAAAUUCGUUAAAAAAAUGCAGUCUUUCGUACUUUUCGCUAUUUUUAUUCUGGCAUUGCAAUUGAGUUUUGCAUCAACAGCCGAUACUGAAUACGACGAUGACAAUUACAUUGAUAAUUAUGAUGACGAUGACUAUACCGAAGGUCCGCUUGAACGUAUGGACUUAGAAGAUGAAGAUUCAGACGUACACGUUGUUGGCAAAAAAGAUGAGCUCAGACAAAUUAUAUUCAACCCACGCAAACGACGCCAACGACGCAGAAAACAUCGAGCCGCUUACAAUGAGCUAAGUAGUUUGGAGUUUUGUUGGCGUAAACACGAUGAAUGUGAAAGUAUUGGCAUGAAUGAAACAAAAUACGAACUUACUAAUGAAGAGGAGCAACGUUUUUGGCAUUGCAAUUGUGAUAAAGAAUUUUACAUAUGUUUGCACCGUUUAAACUCGACCGUAUCGUCUCAUAUUGGUGAACUAUACUUCAACUAUAACUACCGAUGCUAUCGUCAUGAUUUUGAAAUUGAUGAGUGCAAAGAGUUUGAUCACCACAAAAUUUAUACUUCACAAGAACGUUGUGUACAAUAUCAAUUGAUUAUUAAUUCGGUUAAAAGUGCUCAAUGGUUUGACUUACCAUUCUACGAUGGUAAGCCACAGAAAAAACCAGUCUUUAUGGUUAGAGAUGAAGAUUCUGAAGAAAAUGAACUUGACGAUGAAACAAUAAAUUAAAAAUGAAUAUAAUGAUGUAAAAUAAGUGGAAAGAAAAAAUCCAACACGUAACAAUGCAACUAUUUCUACGAAUAAAUGAUUCAAUAUAUCCAAAA
Messenger RNA from Sitodiplosis mosellana (orange wheat blossom midge), 818 nucleotides. RefSeq lists its product as uncharacterized. Gene Ontology annotation, molecular function: A2-type glycerophospholipase activity. Lineage: Eukaryota; Metazoa; Arthropoda; Insecta; Diptera; Cecidomyiidae. Gene Ontology annotation, biological process: arachidonate secretion; phospholipid metabolic process. The coding region runs from base 25 to 723 and encodes 232 amino acids. The transcript is spliced from 2 exons. The record is from RefSeq and is a predicted model, not a curated record.